Messenger RNA from Populus trichocarpa (black cottonwood), 1447 nucleotides. Its product is annotated as metalloendoproteinase 4-MMP. NCBI's taxonomy places the organism in Eukaryota, Viridiplantae, Streptophyta, Magnoliopsida, Malpighiales, Salicaceae. The record is from RefSeq and is a predicted model, not a curated record. The transcript has a single exon. Bases 107 to 1180 code for a protein of 357 amino acids. Gene Ontology annotation, molecular function: metalloendopeptidase activity; zinc ion binding. Gene Ontology annotation, cellular component: extracellular matrix. Gene Ontology annotation, biological process: extracellular matrix organization; collagen catabolic process; proteolysis.
CAACGCCCAUGCCAUAAUUUACCAAUCUCGCCCCCUUCCUUUCCAUUAAAGCUUCCCUCCUUACCUGCAAUAUCCAAAGUCCACAACAUCAAUUGAUCACCUUACCAUGCUUCUAUAUUACAUUUUCUCUAUCCUCUUUCUCCACUACAAGACACCAUGCUCUGCCGCUAGGCCAACACCUACAUUAACCACCACGCCGGCAGCAGAAGUUGUAACGGUCAAAGAUCCCAACUACACAUGGCAGAAUUUUGGGAGCUUCCUCGAUGCGGGCAAAGGCAGUCAUGUCAAUGGAAUGUCGGAGCUCAAAAGAUACUUCCAUCAUUUUGGCUAUCUCCCAUCACAAGAUUUGAAGAGCAUAACAGAUAUAUUCGAUGACCGGUUCGAAACAGCGAUUGUUCGAUAUCAAGCUAAACUCGGCCUUCAAACUACUGGUAAGCUCGAUCUCGAUACGCUAAAUCAAAUCAUGGCACCAAGGUGUGGCGUGCCUGAUGAUACAAUGUUUCACAAAUUGCACGCAUCUAGACAUUACUUUUAUUUUCCUGGAAAACCUCGGUGGACGCGUUCCAUACCAAUGACUUUGACGUACUCGUUUUCUAAAGAGAAUUUGAUCAACGUCUCUUUGAGUUUGUCAGAUAUCGAAGAAGUGUUUAAAGGUGCUUUUGCAAAAUGGGGUUCAGUUAUACCAGUGAGUUUUGUGGAGACAGAUGAUUAUGCUUUCGCCGAUAUUAAAAUAGGGUUUUAUAGUGGAGAUCAUGGCGAUGGAGAACCAUUCGAUGGGGUUUUAGGAGUUUUGGCUCAUUCAUUCUCACCUGAAAGCGGGAGAUUUCAUCUUGAUGCAAGGGAAACAUGGGCCAUUGAUUUUGAUUUGGAGAAGUCAAAGGUCGCUGUUCAUUUGGAAUCAGUGGCUGUCCAUGAGAUUGGUCAUCUGUUAGGAUUGGGCCACUCUUCUGAUGAAAAGGCUGUCAUGUACCCUAGUUUGAAACCUAGAAAAAAGAAGUUGGAUUUGAGCGUUGAUGAUAUACAAGGAGUGCAAGCUCUUUAUGGAUCCAACCCUAAUUUCACACUUGGGUCCUUGUUAGAGUCCGAUAUCUCAACAAAUGAGGCUGCUGAUUUAAUUAGAAUCAGAUUAUCUCAGUGGUGGGUCACUCUGAUUAUGGCACUGAUGCUAAGUUUUGCAUGAUUUUUAUUGUCAUGAUCAUCAUCAUUAUAUGUACUGGUAGGAGCAUUAUAGUCCUUUCACACACAACAUUAACACAAUAUAUACAUACAUUAGCUUUCAACUAUUCUUUGGGACCAUACACAGUGCCUUGAUUGCAGAUACAUUUGAUGUAAUACUAACGAACAAAUUGCUUUCUGCGUAUGCACAGCUUGUAUCUUUCAUGUUUUAUUUUUGUCAGAAAUUUUAAAUAUUAAUACAUGAGUUUAAGACUGGUAAUUGUACAAGAAA